Messenger RNA from Bubalus bubalis (water buffalo), 3703 nucleotides. RefSeq names its product enamelin (gene ENAM). Lineage: Eukaryota; Metazoa; Chordata; Mammalia; Artiodactyla; Bovidae. The record is from RefSeq and is a predicted model, not a curated record. Bases 48 to 3041 code for a protein of 997 amino acids. The transcript has a single exon.
CUAAGUACUGCUCAGAAAGUAAGAAUACUUAAGAAGGAGGAAAGGUAAUGGGAACCAAGGAAGAAUCAAAUUUCAAGAAAGAAAGCAUAACCAGUGGUGAUUUUAAAAAUAUAUCACUAAUAGAUUUUUCUAUUCCUUCAAAAAAUUCCAAGCAGCACCACAGUGGGAAACAGAGAGCAAUUAUUAUUUCCAUCUUCUUCCUACAGAACCCUUUCUUUGGAUUUUUUGGAUAUCAUGGAUUUGGGGGCCGUCCUCCUUAUUAUUCAGAAGAGAUGUUUGAAGAUUUUGAAAAACCAAAAGAAGAAGAUCCUCCUAAAACAGAGACUCCAGCCACAGAUCCUUCUGUUAAUUCAACAGUUCCUGAGACUAACUCUACCCAGCCAGGUGCACCCAGUCCCAGAGCAGGUCAAGGCGGAAAUGACACCAGCCCAGCAGGAAACAAUGGUCAGGGCCCUAACACUGUGAGCAACCCUACAGUUCAAAACAACCCUGUAGUAAAUGUUUCCGGCCAAGGAGUUCCAAGAAGUCAAACCCCGUGGAGACCAAGUCAGACAAAUGUUCAUGAAAAUUAUCCACAUCCUAACAUCCGAUAUUUUCCUGCAGGAAGACAAUGGCGUCCUACUGGUACCUCUAUGGGGAACAGACGUAAUGGGCCUUUUUACCGAAAUCAACAAAUUCAAAGGGCUCCUUGGUGGAACUCCUUUGUUUUGGAAGGCAAACAAGCAAUUCGUCUAGGAUAUCCAAUAUAUCGCAGAGCUUAUGCCUCCACCGCAAGGGGCAAUUAUCCCAAUUAUGCAGGAAAUCCAGUAAAUUUCAGAAGAAAGCCUGAGGGGCCCAGUAAACAACCUGCAGGAACCAUUGCCCCUCUGGGUCCCAAACAUGGUACUACUGGCCACAAUGAAAACAUCCAAAAUCCAAAAGAGAAGCCAGUAAGUCAAAAAGAAAGAACAGUCAUUCCUACAAGGGAUCCAAAUGGCCCCUGGAGAAACUCUCAAGACUAUGGAGUUAGUAAAUCAAACUAUAAACUGCCUCACCCUGAGGGUAACAUUCUAGUCCCAAAUUUUAAUUCUGUUGAUCAACGUGAAAACUCUUAUUACCCCAGAGGAGAUUCCAGAGGAACCCCAAAUUCUAAUGGACAAACCCAAAGCCAGAAUUUGCCCAAAGGGAUUAUUUUAGAACCAAGAAGAAUUCCAUAUGAAUCAGAAAUUAAUCAGCCAGAAAUAAAGCACGGUACACAUCAGCCUGUGUACCCUGAGGGAUCUCCUUCCCCUGCAAGGGAACGUUUUCCUGCUGGAAGAAAUACUUGGAACCAACAAGAAAUCUCUCCACCUUUUAAGGAAGAUCCUGGAAGGAAGGAAGAACACUUACCUCAACCUUCCCAUGGCUCUAGAGGACGUAUUUACUACACUGACUACAACCCCUAUGACCGCAGGGAAAACCCACCAUACUUUAGAAGUAAUACCUGGGAUGAAAGAAAUGAUCCUCCCAAUACAAUGGGGCAAUCUGAAAAUCCACACUAUCCCAUGAAUACUCCAGAUCCAAAAGAGACAAUCCCUUAUGAAGAAGACCCAACUGAUCCAACUGGAGAUGAGCCUUUCCCAGGACAAACGAGAUGGGGUGUAGAGGAGUCGACCUUUAAGACAGCCCCAACAGCUAGGUAUGAAGGCAAGCAAUAUACCUCAAACCAACCAAAGGAAUACUCUCCCUAUUCCUUAGAUAAUCUACCAAAACCCAGGGAGUAUUUUCCUUAUGGUGAAUUUUACCCCUGGAGCCCAGAUGAGAAUUUUCCAUCAUAUAAUACUGCUCCCACUAUACUGCUUGUGGAGAACAGGGGCUAUUAUCCUACUAAUGCUGUUGGACAAGAAGAAAACACUAUGUUUCCUUCUUGGAAUUCCUGGGACCACAUGAUUCAAGUCCAAGGGCAGAAAGAAAGGAGGCCAUAUUUUACCAGAACUUUCUGGGGUCAGCCAACGAAUCUACCCAAAGCCCCUGCUAGUCCACCAUACCACAAGGAGAAUCAGCCUUAUUUCAGUAACUCCCCAACUGGGCUUCAGAAAAAUCCAACAUGGCAUGAAGGUGAGACUUUGAAUUAUGGCAUGCAAAGCACUAGGUUAAAUUCACCAGAGGGAGGACAUUUGGCUUUUCCAGACUUAAUUCCUCCACAUUACCCAGGAAGUCAAAAAGAAACACGUCUAUUUCACCUAAGCCAGCGAGGCCCUUGCUGUGCUGGUGGCUCCAUAGGGCCCAAGGACAAUCCACUUGCUCUACAAGACUACACUCUAUCUUUUGGUCUUGCACCAGGGGAAAACCAAGACACCAGCCCUCUCUAUACAGAAGACAGUCAUACUAAGCAUGAAAGAUAUACUAUUUCCCCAAUAAGCAUCCUACCUGGCCAAAGAAACAGCUCAGAAAAAAGACUUCCUGGAGAAAGUCAAAACCCAAGUCCUUUCAGAGAUGACGUGUCCACUCUGAGGAGGAACACACCGUGUUCUAUCAAUAAUCAAUUGAGCCAAAGGGGAAUUAGGCCCCUUCCUGAGGCCAGUUCCCUUCAAUCAAAGAAUAUACCUUGCCUCAAAAGUGAUCUUGAAGAUGGAAACCAUGUUUUGGAACAAACAUUAGAAGGCAACCAGCUCAAUGAAAGACCUGUUGAUCUUACUCCUGAGCAGCUUGUUAUGGAUACACCUGACAAAGGUCCCAAGCCAGAAGGAAUUCCAAGUGAAGUGCAAGGAAAUGAGGGCAAAAGGCAGCAACGAAGACCAUCUACCAUCCUAAAGUUACCAUGUUUUGACUCCAAAUUAACAAAGUAUUACACCUCCAGCACUGGGACUCCAUCUAGUCUUGGAAGGCAAGGCUCAUUUGAUGGGGAUCCAAUUAUGCCUACUGAAAUUCCUAACUCAUUGGCUGAGUUAGCCACUGGGGCACAGUUUCAGAAUAUAAAUGUAGACCCACUUAAUGCAGAUGAUCACACUCCAUUUGAUCCUCUUCAAGUAGGGACCAAUCCACAGGACCAGGUUCAAGACUGCUUACUACUUCAGGCCUAGAAAUCAUCUCCAGCAAGUAUUCUCUGGGGAAGGAAAAUACCUGCUAUUCUACAGUGGUUUCCAGACAUUUUCUCCCCCAAGACUUGAUUAAGUAUCUCACCUUCUUGGUGAUCCUUGUUUUUCCCCACUCCAGCACAGGAGGCUGGGCCUCUGAGGUUUGCUAGAGUCAGUAUUGUCACUAAUUAGCACAGACUUUAAAAAAAAAAAAAAAAGGAAGGCUCUGACCACCAUUGCCCUGAAACUUGUAAUCCACUUGUCUGGAUUAGUUUCUUUGUGCUUGCUGAUUCUUCCUUUUCCUCUCCAAGUUCCAUACUUGCAAAAUUGUCUGCAUUUGCAAGACAGAAAAGCAGAUGAACUUGCCAUUUUAUGUUUGGAUAUCUAUACAUCAAUAUAAUCCUAAUGCACUGUACUUUUUACUUCCUUGUGUUGGUCUUUUUCCUGGUUAAUAUUCUCUUUUGCAAUUUUUCUUCCACUACCUCUUUCUUCACCUUUAUCAUUUCCUUUUUUAAUCCUCCUUCUUUAUUUCUACCAACCACUCUGUGUUUAGCUUUUUAUUUUUCCUUCCCCAUCUUUCACUCUCUCUUUUUAUGUAGUAGGAUACCUUCAACUAUCACUAGUCUUUAUAUCUAAUUUCUCAUUUUUUUCUUCUUUUCUUCUCAGCU